Messenger RNA from Aspergillus mulundensis, 1137 nucleotides. Its product is annotated as seipin. NCBI's taxonomy places the organism in Eukaryota, Fungi, Ascomycota, Eurotiomycetes, Eurotiales, Aspergillaceae. Bases 1 to 1137 code for a protein of 378 amino acids. The record is from RefSeq and is a predicted model, not a curated record. Gene Ontology annotation, biological process: lipid droplet organization; lipid storage. Gene Ontology annotation, cellular component: endoplasmic reticulum membrane. The transcript has 4 exons.
AUGGACUCGGAUGACUCGUGGGACGAAGGUGUCAAUACUGGUCCUUCGUUUGCCGCGAAAGCGACGAAUUCGCUGUUGGAGCCUUUACGUCCACUGGUUUCGAAAAAUGCGCUGACGGCCUACCUGGGUACCUUUCUCUUCUUCGCGACCGCCAUAUGCAUGAUAUUUGUAUCAAUCCUCGCAUACGGCGUGUUCUACUACAACUUCAUCCCACAGGUCGGACUUGAGCGCAUUGUUCAUCUACAAUUUGGAGAUGACCAUCCCUGGGGCAUUGCGGCUCUUGAUUCGUCUCUAGUAUCGUCCCAACCGUACGAUGUGCACGUGGAGCUCGAGCUGCCCCGGACACCUUCAAACCUAGCUACAGGAAACUUUAUGCUAGACCUCACCCUUCUUUCGCAUUCUUCGACGUCUGCCCGCACUGGCGAGAAUACCACCGCUCCGCCUAUCUCCCGCUCCCGCCGCCAUGCGAUCCUGACAUAUGCCUCACCUCUAAUUGACAUCACGUCCAAAGUCUCAUUCAUGCCUCUGUAUGUCCUAGGUUGGAAGCGUGAAGCAGAGCGGCUGGUGGUGCCGCUGAUGGAGAGCGUCGAGUUCUCUCGUGGUGCACAUAAUGUACCUGAGACUCUGCGCUUGGAGAUUUAUAGUGAGGAAAAGAUGCAGUUCUACUCGGCGAAGAUAAAGUUUAGAGCGAGCUUUACGGGGCUACGGUGGAUUAUGUAUCAUUGGAGGAUUCCGUCAUUCUUUGUCUUCAGCUUCAUGUUCUGGUCGGUCUCAAUGUUCUCCUUCUCUUUAUGCUGGGUACUUCUCGCCUGUGUGUUUAAUAAUGGCGUGAAGACAGAGGAAGAGGACGAGGGGGCUAUUAAGGAAGAGGACGAGAGUGAAAGUGAGCCCGCGAUCAAAAAAGAACCGUCUGAGAAGCUUAGCCUCCCGGAGAUUGAGUCUACUACGGCGUCGUCGGAUAGAGUGCUCGAUAGCGAUUCAGACGAUGAACUGAACCAUGACGUGGGGCGCAGACGCAUGAUCACGACGCCCGAUUCAGGGCCAUCGGAGGCUGGGCUUGGAACAGGGACGGAAAGAGCCGGACCUUCAGGUGUCCAGCGGCGGCGAAGCAGGUUACUGAAGGAGGAGGAUACGUAG